Bufo gargarizans (Asiatic toad) is the source of this 6199-nucleotide messenger RNA. RefSeq names its product coagulation factor V (gene F5). The record is from RefSeq and is a predicted model, not a curated record. Gene Ontology annotation, molecular function: copper ion binding; oxidoreductase activity. The transcript has 26 exons. Bases 174 to 5828 code for a protein of 1884 amino acids. NCBI's taxonomy places the organism in Eukaryota, Metazoa, Chordata, Amphibia, Anura, Bufonidae.
AGUAAGAGCGCCGCAGGAUACAGCUUCCUGGGCUGCAGUCCUGUCUUCAUCAGUGCCCGGGACCAGAGGUCGCCGUUAUUGAUCCGUGUACUCAGCGCGCUGUUGACAGAGAAGUUUGGGGACUGUGAGGAGGCAGCAGCCUGUGAGGACUGAGAGGCACCAGGGAGCCAGACAUGCAUCACCCGGGGGUCCUGCUGCUGCUGCUGGGGGCACUGGCCCAUAUCACCCCCCGGGUAACUGCCCUGGACAGAGACUACUAUGUGGCGGCUGUCACCGCUGACUGGGACUACAGCAAUGGACGGGCUGACAGCUCUGAAUAUGUCUAUAAGAAGAUCAUUUUCAGGGAAUAUGAAGACGGUUUUCAGAAAGCAAAGCCUGCAUCCAAGCUGUCAGGUAUCCUGGGACCGACGUUACGUGCAGAAGUUGGAGAUACUUUAAAAGUCCACUUUAAGAAUAUGGCUAGUAAGCCUCUCACCAUUCAUCCACAAGGAAUUUCAUAUGGAAAACUAUCUGAAGGGACAAAAUAUAUGGAUGGUACAUCUUCCCUGGAAAAACUGGAUGAUUUUGUUCUGCCCGGUGAAAUCUACACCUAUAACUGGGAUAUUACAGAAGAUGUAGGGCCUAAAGAAGCUGAUCCUGACUGUUUAACAAGUAGUUAUUAUUCAACGGAAAACCCAGUACAAGAUGUGAAUUCUGGAUUGAUUGGUGCAUUGCUGAUAUGUAAAAAAGGAAGCCUGCAUCAAAACGGAACACAAAAGAACUUCGAUAAAGAUUAUGUUCUGAUGUUCGGUGUGUUUGAUGAAAGUAAAAGUUGGCAAACCUUUCCAUCGACAAAGGAGAGACCUUUAAUGUAUACCGUAAAUGGAUAUGUGAAUGGAGCUCUACCAGCGUUCACAGCCUGCGUUGGUAACAGAAUUAGCUGGCAUAUAUUGGGUUUGAGUUCUAAACCUGAAUUUUUCUCCAUUCAUUUCUUUGAACACUCCCUGGAGCAAAACCCUAAUAAAGUCUCUAUAAUAAGUCUUGCCAGCAUGGCGUCCACAACCGCCAACAUGACUGUGUCACAGACUGGCAGAUGGAAGAUAUCUUCUCUUGUUGAAAAGCAUCUCAAAGCCGGUAUGCAUGGUCAUUUGGAGGUACAGUCAUGUGGUGAGCAACAGAGCAGUACACGCAGAGUAUCUAUUUUUCAAACAAGAUACAUUAAAACGUGGAAUUACUAUGUAGCUGCAGUGGAAGUGGAAUGGGAUUAUGCAUCUGGGACGUCGGAGAACUCCGAGAAAACGUACUGCCACCAUCCAUUUAAGAAAGUAAUCUAUAAGCAAUACCGCGAUGGCACUUUCACAGAGACAGUGGAAAACUCCAGAGAACUCGGACUGAUCGGACCAGUGAUCCGUGCCCAGGUCAAGGAAACAAUUAUGGUUGUUUUUAAAAACAUGGCUAGCCAGCCCCACAACAUAUAUCCACAUGGCGUGUCAUUACAAAGAUUCUUCGAGGGAUAUGCCCCAGACCCAAAAGGUGAGGAGAUGGAGAACAGCACAGUGAUGCCAGGGGAAACGGCUACUUAUUACUGGACUAUACUGGAAACUGAUGAACCUACAAAAAGUGACCCACAGUGUUUAACGAGAAUGUAUCAUAGCACUGUUAACAUAGUGAAGGAUUUGGCCUCUGGACUCCUCGGUACAAUUCUAAUCUGCAAGCCAAUGGCAUUAAAUACUAGGGGACUACAGGAAAAAGCUGAUACAGAGCAGAUCGCAAUGUUUACUGUAUUUGAUGAGAACAAAAGCUGGUACUUUGAGCAUAACAAACCAAAGGCAUGCAACAAAGUGCUCAACAAAGACGCAAAGAGCCUGUACAACUCCUAUGUCAUCAGCAGCAUCAAUGGAAAUAGCUAUGAAAAUGCAAUUCUGGGCUUUUGUCAUAGUCAUGUUGUUCAGUGGCAUGUCUCAAAUGUUGGGGUGCAAGAUGAAACCAUUACAUUACAGCUGAGCGGUCAUACUUUCCGAUACAAACUGAGAAGUGAGGAUAUGGUGACUCUCUUUCCAAUGACUGGUGAAAGUAUUUCUAUUGAAAUGAGUAAUCAAGGUGUCUGGAUAUUUGGAAACUAUAACUCAAAAGUCACAACUUUGAGAUUUCGGAAUGCAAAAUGUGUAAAUGAAGAAGAUUAUUACGACUUCCCAGAUGCAGAAUUUAUGUUUGACUAUCCAGAGAUUAGAGCAGAUACAGGAGAAAGCUCUAAAGAAAAUGGAAAUACUCAGGAUGAUGUUGACUACAAUGAUGGGUUGGCUGACUUGUUUAAUAUUCGAUCACUUAGAAACAAUUCAGAAGCAAUAGAAAAAGGUGUAAAUCUCACUGCUUUAGCCAUAGAGCAUAUGUAUGAUGGUGAUGAUGAAAUUGUAGAAGUUUCUGUUAAGCCAAGAGAGGAGACUGAAAAGUAUUCAUCUGAGUCCAGUGAAGAAGAUUUUAUUAUGAAAGGUGGUGGUGAGUACUCCUCAAAAGACGAUGCUCUCCUUAAAAAGAAUGGAAGUGAAGACUAUAAUGGAACCAAUGUGUUUGAAGAUGUCCUUCAGCAUGACAAGUUGAAUCAAACAGAAGAAGAGUUUGAUGGUCAGAUUCUAAGCAAUAGCUCAGAUUUGGACAGUGGACCAAACAGUACUGUAUUUAAUGAUGAAAGGUAUGGUAAUUCUACAUUAUAUUUUGAAGAAUCCUCUGUAGAAGAGAAAGAUAGAAAGUCAAUACAGAUGGAAGGCAAUGGCUCAGACACUGUACAUUCUAUAAAUGUUACCAAACGACAUGCAGAGAAUGAUGAUGGAAACUCCUCCAGUAAAAAUGUAAUUGAAGAUGAGAAGAAUGAGAUGAAUGCUUCUAGUAAUAUCCAGAAAUCAGAUGACAACGAUUUUUCAUUGGUGAGACCUGAGAACAUCACUGAAUUACCACGAUUAGAUAAUGUCAGAAGUGAAGUACCACACCUAAUGGAACAAAAGGACAACAAUCAGGUAACAUCAAUCUAUAACCGGAAUUCAGAUGAGCACACUAAUGGAGGAACUCAGGAACCAACCAAAGCAUUACCACCAGUUGUGCCCACCAAUCUUCAGAAUGUCACAAUACCUGCAAAGACACAUGACAGUGUGCAUGUCCAAACCCAUAUGACCACACCAGCUUCAUCUCAAAAUAUAAUUGAUGAUUUUCGUGACACAGAACUUGUAGAAAUGUUUGGUGCCCAUAUAUUUGAAGAUAUCAUGAAAAAUAUUGUUCUCAAGGAACAAAGUGAAACAGAUGCUAAAGAGAGUGAAAACGCAAUCCCUAAUGAAACUGUAGAGAAUCAUUUUGAGGAUCUUCAAAAUCAAUCCCUUCCAACAAGUAACGUGACAGUAGAAAAAGUCAAUAAUACUGAUGUUAAACAAAAUAAAAAACGGUAUUUCAAAAAGAUGGGCAUGUUUCAAAUUGACCAAAAUGCAAAUCAGACAUUGGUUGUUAAGUAUCUCAGAAGGAAAAAAAAUAUGGUAAAGAUGAAAGAAAAAAGAACCGCUGUUAAUAGCCAAAAGAGCGAGCAGGGCUAUAAGAAAAAUGGGACCUUAUUUGAUGAAAACAUGGCGCCAAAUAAUUCUGUACACAGUGAUGUAAGGAAUGGGACAUUUACUCCAAGAGGGUUUAGUCCAAGAGGAUUCAAUCCACAUGAACACAAAUCUGAAAUUGUAAUUGGAGUAUCCAGAGGAAUGGAUGGUAAUUAUGCAGAGUAUGACCAUGAUGCCAGCUUCCUCACUGAUGAAGAGAAAAUCAAGCCUCAAUAUAUUUUAUAUGAAGAACCAUAUAAAAUAGAGACAGAGGAUGAUGUAAACCGCUACACUAACCCAGAUAAGAUAGUAGAACAUUUCAUGCGAACCUCAAAAGGAACAAAAAGGAAUUACUAUAUUGCAGCUGAGGAAGUGCAGUGGGACUACACAGGAGGCUCAAGAAGGAACCAAGUAAAUGAAAAACAUAUUGGUGAAACAAGGCAGACCAUGUACACAAAGGUUGUAUUUCGAAAGUACCUCGACAGCACUUUUACAAAACCUGAUGUAGAAGGUGAAUAUGAAGAACAUCUUGGCCUACUUGGACCUGUCAUUAGAGCUGAAGUUGAGGAUAUUAUCCAGGUAACUUUUAAAAAUUUGGCAUCAAAGCCGUACUCAAUUCAUGCACAUGGAGUGUCUUAUGAAAAGUCAUCAGAGGGCUAUGAGUAUGAUGAUGAAACUCCAGAUUGGCUGAAGAAAGACGGUGUUGUGCAGCCUCAGAAAUCCUAUGUCUAUGUUUGGUAUGCCACAAAGCAGUCAGGACCUGAGCCAGAAGGCUCUGCAUGCAGAACAUGGGCCUAUCACUCAGGUGUUAAUGCGGAGAGAGACAUUCAUUCAGGCCUUAUCGGACCCCUGAUAAUCUGCCGAAAUGGGACUCUUGAUAAGCUAACCAACCAUCCACUGGAUGCACGUGAAUUCAUUUUGCUAUUCAUGAGCUUUGAAGAAGAAAAAAGCUGGUACUUUGAUAAGAACUUGAAGAAAACUUGUAAAGACCGGACUGAAGAAUCAUCAAAUGGAAUGAAUUGUCAUACCUUUCAUGCCAUAAAUGGAAUUACAUUCAACCUUCAAGGUUUCAAUAUGUAUCAGAAUGAACUAGUGAGAUGGCACAUGUUAAAUAUGGGAGGACCUAAAGAUAUUCAUGUGGUAAAUUUCCAUGGUCAGACGAUCACGGAACGAAUAAAGGCUGAAUUUCAGCAACCAGUGUACCCCCUAAUGCCUGGUACUUUCGCAACAGUUGAAAUGAAGCCAGCAAGGGCAGGUAUCUGGCUGCUUGAAACCGAGGUGGCAGAAUAUCAGCAAGCCGGAAUGCAAACAAUAUUCAACGUUGCAGAAGAAGGUUGUAACUUUCCACUUGGCCUCGCAAGCAGAACAAUAUCCGAUGAGCAGAUUACAGCAUCACAUUAUAUAGAUCCCUGGGAGCCUAAGCUAGCCAGAUUGAACAACGCGGGAUCAUACAACGCAUGGAGCGCACAUCUGAAUAAAUCCUCACUGCCAUGGAUCCAGGUUGAUCUGCAAAAAAUGUUCUUAAUCUCUGGAAUACAAACGCAAGGAGCAAGUAAAUAUUUUACACAGUAUUACAUCAAGGAGUUUUUUAUUGCAUACAGUAAAGAUAGGAGAAAGUGGAAUGUUUUCAAAGGGAACAGCACGGCAAUACAUAAGAUCUUUGAAGGCAAUUCUGACUCAUCUAGUACAAAAGAAAACCAGUUUAACCCACCAAUUGCAGCACGAUACAUCAGGUUAAUUGCUACAAGGUUCACCAAUCAGCCUGCUCUUCGCAUGGAGUUACUUGGGUGUGAAAUACAAGGUUGUUCUGCACCACUUGGUAUGGAGAACAAUAACAUCAAAGAUGCACAAAUAACAGCUUCUUCACACAAGUCUUCCUGGUACUCAGGUUCAUGGUUAGCGUCAUUGGCACGUCUUAACAAGGCUGGAAGUAUUAAUGCUUGGCAAGCAAAGUCAAACAACAAUCAGCAGUGGCUGCAAGUAGAUUUCCUUGUGACCAAGAAAAUCACUGGACUGAUGACACAAGGUGCCAAAUCCCUUACAGUUGAGAUGUAUGUGAUGUCCUACAUUGUCCAAUACAGUGACAAUGGAAGGAACUGGAAGUCUUACAUGGAUAGUUCCACAUCAAUGGAAAAGAUAUUCAAAGGAAAUAGCAACAGCUUUGGAUAUGCUAAGAAUGAAUUCAAUCCGCCAAUAUUUUCACGAUUUCUGAGGAUUAUUCCCAAAAGUUGGAACCAAAGCAUUAUGAUGAGGCUGGAAGUGUAUGGCUGUGAUACAUAAAUCAUUGCACUCUUUGCACUGAUUUUUAUGGUACCAUCAGUUACAUAGUUACAAGGGUGGUAGUUUUCAGUAUUUCUAAAAACCAGCUACGCAUUUGUCAUACUUUUCAGUGAAUCGAAGGCUCUGAACGUUCAUACAAUUUCUUCUUUUUGAUUAUUGAGUUUAUUAUUUAUAUCUUUUGUGUUGUUAUUAUUACAUCAUUGCUUCUUUCUGAGAAUGCUUAUUAUUCGUGUACCUAUUUCUCUACAUCUACCAAACAUCGUAUCCUCCAGCAGAAAAAUGUCCUUCACAUGGGUUUUCUGUGAGUUUAUAUCAUGAGCAUUUUUUUAUCCGCAAAAGUGUUCUCCAAUAAAAAAAAACGUGUUAAUAUA